Molecule: messenger RNA, 1324 nt
Organism: Vigna radiata var. radiata (mung bean)
Lineage: Eukaryota; Viridiplantae; Streptophyta; Magnoliopsida; Fabales; Fabaceae
Product: membrane-associated 30 kDa protein, chloroplastic
Exons: 11
Coding region: 121-1092 (323 amino acids)
Biological process (GO): thylakoid membrane organization
Cellular component (GO): chloroplast
Source: RefSeq, a predicted model, not a curated record
UGCGGUUGCAAGUCUGGAGGAGCGUGAGGAGGAGCAAGGUUGAAGAGUGUUCCCGAAAUCGCAAUAUCUUAAAUUCUAUCUGCAACCACAAACCUUCUUGUUCGUAGUUGAUCUCAAAAAAUGGCGACGAAACUUCAUAUAUUCACAGGAUUGACCCCCGCGCCGUUUCAAUCUUCUUCCUCCUCCUCCUCCACUCUCUGCGUAGUGAAGAAGCCUCUCACUACUUCAUUUUUCGGCGCUGGAGGAGUGGAAGCUCUGAAACUGAGCGCGAUGAGGAUUCCGAAGCCUGUGCGUGGUGGCGGUGCUCUCGGAGCUCGCAUGAACCUCUUUGAUAGGUUCGCCAGAGUUGUGAAGUCAUACGCAAACGCUAUCAUAAGUUCGUUCGAAGAUCCGGAGAAAAUAUUGGAGCAAGCUGUGCUGGAAAUGAACGACGACUUGACGAAAAUGCGUCAAGCUACUGCGCAAGUAUUGGCAUCGCAAAAGCGGUUGGAAAAUAAAUACAAGGCGGCACAACAAGCUUCUGAGGAGUGGUAUCGUAAAGCACAACUCGCUCUUCAGAAAGGUGAAGAAGAUCUUGCUCGUGAAGCACUUAAGAGGCGUAAAUCUUAUGCGGAUAAUGCUAGUUCUUUGAAAGGUCAACUUGACCAACAAAAGACUGUUGUUGAGAAUCUUGUCUCUAAUACACGGCUUUUGGAGAGUAAGAUACAGGAGGCAAGGUCGAAGAAGGAUACCCUGAAAGCAAGAGCUCAAUCAGCAAAGACUGCAACCAAGGUGAGUGAGAUGCUGGGAAAUGUCAAUACUAGUAGUGCUCUUUCAGCCUUUGAAAAGAUGGAAGAGAAAGUGAUGGCAAUGGAGUCCCAAGCUGAAGCUCUUGGCCAGUUGACAACUGACGAUCUUGAAGGAAAGUUUGCAUUGCUCGAGAGCUCAUCAGUUGAUGACGAUCUCGCAAAUUUGAAGAAAGAAUUAUCUGGUGGUUCAAAGAAAGGUGACCUUCCUCCUGGAAGAAGUGGCACCACUAGCACCAACCCAUUUCGAGACUCUGAGAUUGAGUUGGAACUUGAUCAAUUGAGGCAAAGAGCAAAGGAAUUUUGAAGCAUGGAAUAUAUUUUUUUUGUUUCUUCAAAUUUAGCUUGAAUUUAGUUUCAGUACUUUUAGUGUCAACGUUGUACAGCUAAAAGGCCAAUCACGAUAUUGUUGACUACUGGCCAAAAGUUGGUUGGAAAAUUGAACAGAUUAACUGCAUACUCAUGAAGCUCAUGUUUUGAACACUCGUAAGUGUGAUGACGUUGGAAUAUACAUAUGAUUAACAGUCUUUUAUUUUUUU